Sardina pilchardus (European sardine) is the source of this 5449-nucleotide messenger RNA. RefSeq names its product protein phosphatase Slingshot homolog 3. Gene Ontology annotation, biological process: actin cytoskeleton organization; protein dephosphorylation; negative regulation of actin filament polymerization. Bases 215 to 2155 code for a protein of 646 amino acids. The transcript has 17 exons. The record is from RefSeq and is a predicted model, not a curated record. Gene Ontology annotation, cellular component: cytoplasm. Lineage: Eukaryota; Metazoa; Chordata; Actinopteri; Clupeiformes; Clupeidae. Gene Ontology annotation, molecular function: protein tyrosine/serine/threonine phosphatase activity; actin binding.
CUCCCCUUUAACUGGAUCUUUGGGCUGCAGAAGUUGAACGACUGAGACAUUCUCGUUACCUGGCUAACUUGGAUUAUUUGUCAUUCCAGUUCACAUUUGGAAGACAAAGCACAAGUUAGAAAAGAAGUUGCAUUCUCCCUCCCGUUCGGCGUGCCUUUUACGUAUGAGCGCGAACGUGAUUACCCGUGCAUAGUUCAACCCAACCGGUUGUGGAAUGGCGCUACUCACACUUCACAGGUCUCCAACUGUAGGCACUACUUCGGAUGAAAACAUACCAAGAAGAGGGAGACUUCAAAAAAGAGAGAGCUUUGCUUUGGUCAAAGGGGCUGUUCUGUUACUUGAAGAAGAACAAGGCGAGGAUGAGAGCACUUCACCCCCCCCUCAGGGGAGCCCCAGCUCUGGGUCCAGGGACUCCAACAUGCAGCACAGGCAGCUCCAGGCCAUGGUGUCUCUGCUGCGGCCAGAGGACACCUUCAAAUUGGCAGUGCAGCUGGAGUCGGUCAGUCCAGUCAGAGUGAGGUAUCUGAUUGUGGUCUCCACGCUCAGCAACAAAAACGAGACUCUACUGCUGGGCAUGGACCUGCCAGACAUGCAGAGUGACCAAUGUACAAUUGGCCUGGUUUUGCCUGUAUGGAGCGAUACCCAAGUAUUUUUGGAUGGAGAUGGUGGUUUUAGUGUCACAACAGCGGAGGUGACGAGGAUAUUUAAGCCAGUGUCCCUGCAGACUAUGUGGUCGGUGCUGCAGGCGCUGCACGGCUGCUGCGAGCGGGCCGUGAAGGGAGCGGUCAUCCCCGGCUGCGGCCUGGAGUGGGCUCAGCACUACCACAGCCGCGUGGAGUCGGACCAGCCCUGCCUCAACGAGUGGGCUGCCAUGACUGGACUGGAGUCCGUCAGAAAGGACAGUAUGGGCCAAAGCUCUUUGGAGAGGGAGUCCAUAGAGAGGACGAUCAAAGCACUACUCCGAGAGAUCAUGAGGACAGAAGACCUGGAGAAAAUUACCUCUAAACAAGUCCGGUCAACUCUGGAAACCAAAAUGGAGAUGGACAUGAAGGACUACAAAGAGUUCAUCGAUAAUGAGAUGAUGGUUACCAUGGCGCAAAUGGACAAACCCUCCAAAAUACUGGACUACCUUUAUUUGGGCUCAGAGUGGAAUGCUGCCAAUUUUGAAGAGCUGCAGAAAAACAAUAUUGGCUACAUAUUAAAUGUCACCAUGGAGAUCGAUAACUUCUUCCCGGGAUCAUUCACCUACAUGAACAUCAGGGUGUAUGAUGUGGAGUCCACAGACCUGCUGCCUCAUUGGAAAAACACCUACACCUUUAUCAACUCUGCCAGGCAAAGUGGCCAGGCGGUGCUGGUGCACUGUAAGAUGGGCGUGUCUCGCUCGGCGUCCACGGUGAUGGCGUACCUGAUGAAGCAGCAGGGCAUGCCGCUGGAGGAGGCGCUGGCGUACGUGCGCGAUCGCCGGCCCAUCGUGCAGCCCAACGACGGCUUCAUGCAGCAGCUGCAGACCUACAGUGGCAUCCUCAGUGCCAGUAAGCAGCGUCACAGCACCCUUUGGAGACGAAAGUCCAGAGACUUCCGGCAGAAGUCAGUGGAUGGAAAUGAGGGAGAAGAGGAGAGCGAGGGGAGUGAGGAGGAGGAAGAGGAGGACGAGGAAGGAUACGAGAGCCCAGACGACGAAAAAGAUGAAGAUUCAGACCAUGAAGUAUUUGAAGACCCUGUCCACCCAGGACAGACCAGUCAUGAUGCUCCUGCGUCAGAGUCGGUCAGUUCAAACCCAACAAUAACAGUCCAUGACAGUGAAAAAGUGGUUCCCAGUCCAAAUAGAAGUGGCAGGAUGAACCUUUUCUCCCUCAUGCAGUCCAUCAGUGAGCUGGAUGAUGACUGCAGUGACAAAGAGCUCUCGGCAGUCCAGCGAAGAUCGCCUAGUCAGCGAAGGCGAAGCCAUGGGCGGAGGGCCCUGGCUCAUCAGCGGGCUCACGUCGAUGUGUCUCCCGAGCCAAGUAGCCUAUCGGCGCACAGCAAGCAACAGGAAGGGGAGGGCUCAAAAAAGACUCUGCUCAAGGAUCAGGAGGGCGGUGGAGAGAAUGUGGGUAAACGGGAGGACCCCACGGGAGGUGCAAUCGGAGGGGUGGACAGUGAAAAGAGUGUUUGAAGAAAGAAGGAGGGGUGGGGGGGGGGGCAGGCAGGAUGGGAGGAGAGAUGAAGUGAAGGACGAGAUCAGAGACACUAAGAAAGAGAAGCAUAUCCUGCCAUACUUCAUUUAUUUUACUAUCCAAAGAUAUUCUUCACAUAUAUUCAAUAUUAGUAUGUUUAAUUUAUUAUUUAAAGACACUCUGCCUCAUCUUUCCAACACCGUGGGAAAUCAACGAGAUAAGAGCGUUAGCGCACAGCGAAUGUAACUCUAUGUCCUCUAAAGUCAGUUCAGUCUUCGGACAUUCCACUACUAAAUUCCAAAGAUCUUCUGAGGGUGACCCUAUUUUAUAGUAAAGCUCUCUAUUUUGGUCUUUUUUUUAUUUUUUAAUGCACACUGGGAGUAAUUGGGUUAGGAAAGAGUAGUAUCAAAGUUCAAAACAGAAUCGAAUUUUGUGCCAAAUGGAUAGCAUGCUGUACUUCUUAUGCUGUUAGGUAAAUUUGUGAACUGUACAUUUCCUGGCAUUAAAACACUCAUUUAUAAAUGAAAAAUGCCUAAAUCAAGACAGGAAUGUACUUAUUUAGACUGUAUGUACUUAAACGUUUUUAAUAUCAAAAAGAAAUGUCAUUUUCCAUAGAAGUUUCAGUUAGUCUCAGAGAUGUGAAACUUUCCAACAAAACCACGCAUUACCUAUAGUUUCGUUAUAUUCUCUCUCCAUCUACUUCUGUGCCUUCAGUAGCAGGUCUGAAAAACGCAUAGCAUUAGUAUUAUUAAACGUCACACGCACUGUGUGCCUUUGUCUGGGCCUUUGCCUGCUUCAGCACACGCAUGCCUAUAAAUCAGUCUCGCAGUCAUGGCUCGGAAAAAGGUCCAAGUAGCGCCAGAGAGCCUGAACCUGAACUCGAACUCUUUUUUUUAUUAUUAUUAUUUCUGUCAAAUUUGAGUGUUUCAGUCGGGAUGGGGUGGAGGGUGGUUGGUGGAGUCUUUUAAAACUUCAUAUCCUGUAUACUGUGACAAGUAUUUGAUAUUUUGUGAUGGCUUUCUCCUCCUGUGCUCAGGUAAUCUGAUCCUCUCUGUUUUCCACACAAUCCUAUGUGUAUUACUUUCUCUGUGUCAGAAUGUGAAUGCAGUAUGCUGCCAGGAAUGGUGUGUUUUGGGAGGUUUCUAUUUCAAAUAUUUUUUAUUGUUGUUUUUAAUUCAUUUAUAGUGUUAUUUUAAGACCUACUUCAGAAACAAUGAUCCAAAUUGAAUUAUGCCACAUCCAUGUGAACUCGGUGGCAUGCAAUGGUUUCAUUCAGACUUGCCUAUCAAUUUUCCCCAUCGUCCAUUUCUGAGAGACUGGAAUUGAUACGUCUUCAACCAACAAAAAAGACAGCAAAAGUCCUUAAAAGUCAAUGGCCAAAAAUGAACAAAUGUAUGAAUUUAACUAGAAUGCUAUCAUUUUUGUGAGAACUUACACUCGAGCCAUUGUACACUUUUCUUGAAUGGACUGGGAGACUAUACCUUUUUAAAACUCUAUAAGCUUUGACUGUGCUCUAAAUCAAGUAUGUAAUGUAAGUCUGAAACACUUUGUAAUGUGCCAAACAACUCCUGCUCUUAAUGGACUUUUAUCUUUCUUCUGUGUGACUGUCAUCGCUGCAUGGUUGAACCUGUUCUGAGCGCCUUGCUUCAGUGCCUUAAGAGAUUGACCCUUUUGAACCCUUUUGAUAAGUUGUCGUCGGCCUGUAUUUAUUCAGUUACUCAGACUUAACUUGCUGGUGUCAAAUUGGGACCGCUGUGCCACCAAGUGUUAUCUUUGAGUGUGAUCGACAUUAAUGAGAUCAAUUGAGAGUAAAAUACAAAUAUUUUGACACACAGAUAGUACACUUUCUAGGCUACAUUAUACUACUUUGAAUAUAAAGGAUUUGUUGAACCCCAACAAGGGUUUAGUAACCAGCUUGUUUUCAUCCCCAGUAGACAUCAGUGUUCAGGGCUCACUAUACACAUCCUGAGAAAUAUGACCUUGAGACUUAGCACUGAUCAAUCUCCACAAGCAGGAAAUAUUUUCCACAGUAGUUGCUGUUGUUGAUGGUAUAAAUACUGAUUUCUUUUGUGUGUUUGGGAGAUUCUCCGUCUUUUCUCAGAUCUUGUGAGUCCGUCCUCUGUUGUGGUGAUGCAAGAACAUAUAGUGUAUUGAUGUAUGUUUCUAUGCAUGACACGGUACAACUAAGUCCGGUGUUUUGUCUUGUUUAUUAUUGUGUACAUUUAAGCAACAUAAUCUGAAUACAUUGGACAUUGAAUUCCAGACUUGAGUACUGUAUUAACAAUUUGCCAAGAAAAAAAAAAAAUCAGUGAUGAACAAUCUGAAUUGUUUCUGCAUACCCUAUUGAAUACACAGCCAGCAACUGUAUGCAUCGUCAUCACAGAAAUUACUUUUUUUCUCUUCAUGUUGCCUUAUAGCGACACAAUUCUGAAGUUAAAUGCUAGAGGAUCUAGCUGUUUAAUCUUAUCUUUGUCUAACUGAAAUCAUGAGGAGAAAUCUGAUGUGUUUGCUUGCACUUGUCUUUCUCCUGUUAAUUCCACCAGCAGUAACUUUGCCAAAGGUUUGACUGUUGGAUUAGGACAGCUGCAGUUCUCAGAACUUCUGGAAUUCCCUGGUUUGCACUUCGUUUCAUAUAUCUAUUUUUUCUCCAAGCACUCCUCUAUUGUAAUCAUAAAUGCUCUCUGUUAGCUGAAUAGAAAUGUUCCGUUUUUGACAAGCAUGAGUUAAGCAGAGCAGGGAAGGGUGGAACGUAGAUGCAAGAGGACCCGAGGAAGAGGAUUGAGAACCACAGGUUUAGAUAAGGCAACCAGUGCCCUGAUGACCUCAAGUAAAACUGGGCCAUAUUGCAGGCUUGUUUCAUUGUGAGAGGAAAAAUAUAUGAUGGCAUUUGUGCUGCCAUCGAAUGUUCUACUCGUUUCCUGGUUUGAAGUUUGAUGCCCUGUUCAGAUCAACUGAAAUGAAAGUAGCCAUGUCGCUCUGGCUCUAGCCAUGUCCUACCAUGCAUACUGUAAAUAUUAGACACCUAGGCUCGUUAUAAAUGCUAAAACGCCUCCUAUUUCUUCUCUGCACACAACAGGAAAUUCAUGAGGCCACUCUUGGGGACAUUUUUAAAAAUCAACAUAGAUGGAGGUUGAGGGCAGUUGUAAUAUUUGCAUUCACGACCAAAUCAUUUCCUUAUUGAUCAGUGUGAAACUGUAUCCCUAUGCAUUGCCUUGGUCUUGAUAGUCAUAUGAAAGUAUUCACUAUACUGUUUACAAUUUCACUGUUAAAAUUAAUAAAUUGCAAUGAAACUA